Molecule: messenger RNA, 2397 nt
Organism: Crotalus tigris (Tiger rattlesnake)
Lineage: Eukaryota; Metazoa; Chordata; Lepidosauria; Squamata; Viperidae
Product: vomeronasal type-2 receptor 26-like
Exons: 5
Coding region: 1-2397 (798 amino acids)
Biological process (GO): G protein-coupled receptor signaling pathway
Cellular component (GO): membrane
Molecular function (GO): G protein-coupled receptor activity
Source: RefSeq, a predicted model, not a curated record
AUGCCAAAGAACUACCAGUACAUUCUGGCUCUUGUAUUUGCAAUAAAGGAGAUCAAUGAGGAUUCCAUGAUUCUUCCCAAUGGCACUUUGGGCUUACACAUCUUGGAUAACUACUGUAGUAGACAAAUCACAUAUGAUGCCACCCUGCGCCUGCUUUCCACCAAGAACAGGUUUAUCCCUAACUACAAAUGUGACCCUGAGAACCAUUUGAUGGCUGUCAUUGGAGGACUUGAUUCUGAAACCUCUCUUUAUAUGGCCACAAUAUUAAACUUUUACAAGAUUCCACAGAUCACAUAUGGAUCACUUGUUUUAGGACUGAGUGAUGAAAUUCUUCUUCCUUCCUUAUAUCGGAUGGUUCCAAAUGAAGACAGUCAGUACUCUGGGAUUGUUCAGUUGCUGAUAUAUUUUAGAUGGACAUGGAUCGGCCUGUUUGCAGUGAAUGAUGACAAUGGAGAAAGAUUUUUCCAAGUCAUUGUGCCUAUGCUUUUUGAAAAUCAUAUCUGUUUUGCUUUUAUCAAAAGAACACAUAAAUGGGCUGAUCUGGCUGAACUUUUAGACUUAUUUCUAGACGAUCUGGAAACAUUUCCAAGUCUUAUGAAAAGCAAAGCCAAUGUAUUUAUUGCCCAUGGUACCCAGGAGUCCAUGCUUAAUUUAAUCUGGUAUCUUCAGGUGGCUGCUUGGGAUUCACAUAUUGGUAAAGUAUGGGUUGUGACAGAACAGUGGGAUUUCACAUUACCUGACUAUCAAAAGAACAUGGAUAUUCUUCCUUUCCAAGGUGCUAUAUCUUUUUCAGUUCAUUCAAAUGAAGUACCAGGAUUUACGGCAUUUCUUGACAAUGUAAAGCCUUUCUGGAGAAGAGAAGAUGGUUUUAUUAAAGAUUUUUGGGAAAAGGCUUUUAGCUGUUCAUUGAAAAAUUACAAGAUAACUGAAAAUGAGGAGCACAAGAAAAAAUGCACAGGAAAAGAGAAGCUGGAGAGCCUUCCAAGAACUUUCUUUGAAAUGAGAAUGACUGGCCAAAGCUACAAUAUCUACAAUGCUGCCCAUGCCAUUGCACAUACUCUACACACUAUUUAUGAAGCUAAAGCAAAAUACAGAAGAAGGGUGCCUGGAGGAAUCCUAAAGUUUUGGAAUCUCCAGCCAUGGCAGUUUCAUCCCUUUCUAAGAGGUAUCUCAUUCAAUAACAGUGCUGGAGAAAUUGUGCAUUUUGAUGAAAAUGGUAAACUAGUAACUGGAUUUGAUGUUAUAAAUUGGGUAACUUUCCCCAAUCAAUCAUAUGUUAGAGUCAGAUUUGGAACUCUGGAUCCUCUGGCACCUCAAAGCAAAGAAUUAUCCAUUCAUGAUGAAAGCAUUGUGUGGCACAGAAUGUUUAACCAGGUAUUGCCAAUUUCUGUAUGUAAUGACCAGUGUCAUACUGGUCUCCAUAAGGAAAAAAAGGAAGGGGAACCAUUUUGCUGCUAUAUUUGUGUACCAUGUCCAGAAAGAAAGAUUUCUAACCAGAAAGAUAUGGAUUUCUGCACUGAAUGUCAAGAAGAUGAAUAUUCCAAUUUUCAACAGAACCAAUGCAUCCCAAAGCUUUUAAACUAUCUGUCCUAUAAAGAGCUACUAGGGAUCACUUUAAUGGGUUUUUCAAUUGUAUUUGCUGUGUCAACAAUUUGGGUGCUUAGAACUUUUUGGAAACACCAGGACACUCCUAUAGUCAAAGCAAACAACCGAAACCUCACCUAUACUCUUCUCUUCUCUCUCUUUCUUUGCUUUCUUUGUUCUCUCCUCUUCAUUGGAAAACCAACUUCUACCACAUGUAUUCUCCGACAAACAGCCUUUGGGAUUGUCUUCUCUUUGGCCCUUUCCAGUGUUUUGGCCAAAACAAUUACUGUUGUUCUAGCCUUUGUGGCUACCAAGCCUGGGUCUAAGAUGAGGAAAUGGUUAGGGAGAAAAUUGGGAAAUACUAUCGUCAUUUCCUGCACCACUAUCCAAGUGUGCAUUUGUUCUCUUUGGCUGUUUACUUCUCCACCAUUCCCAGAUAGGGACUUAAACUCUCUCCAUGAGGAAAUUAUUCUGGAAUGCAAUGAGGGCUCAGUUACCAUGUUUUGUCUUGUCUUGGGCUAUAUGAGUUUUCUGGCCAUGGUCAGUUUCUCUGUGGCUUUCUUUGCCAGAAAAUUACCAGACAGUUUCAAUGAAGCCAAAUUUAUCACUUUCAGCAUGUUGGUCUUUUGCAGUGUUUGGUUUUCUUUUGGUCCAAUGUACCUGAGGACCAAAGGAAAGUUUGUGGUGGCUGUUGAAGUCUUCUCUAUCUUAACAUCAAGUGCUGGGCUUCUGAGUUGCAUCUUUUUCCCUAAAUGCUACAUAAUUGUAUUCAGGUCUGAACUGAACAACAAAGAACAACUAAUAAGGAGAUAA